Molecule: messenger RNA, 1857 nt
Organism: Scaptodrosophila lebanonensis
Lineage: Eukaryota; Metazoa; Arthropoda; Insecta; Diptera; Drosophilidae
Product: dynein regulatory complex subunit 2
Exons: 7
Coding region: 1-1857 (618 amino acids)
Biological process (GO): axonemal dynein complex assembly; cilium-dependent cell motility; regulation of cilium movement
Cellular component (GO): axonemal dynein complex; axoneme
Source: RefSeq, a predicted model, not a curated record
AUGGGCAAGAAGGGCAAAGGAAACAAGUUGGCCAAAAUGUCGGAGGAGGAAAGAGCUCGAUACCUGCAGAUGCGUGCAGAUAUGGAGGAGGAGACUCGUCGACGUAAAAUGCAAUUGAUCUCACUAUACAUGAAGAACAAACUCAAACGCGAAGAUGCCUUCUGUCGUUUAAACAUUGCCAAAAUUAAUCAAGAAUGGCGCUCGGUGCUGCGACAAGUAAAGAUUCAGGAUCUACGACGGGAAAUCAUUGAGGUGGAGCAAUUCUCAAAGGAGGCACUCAAGCGAAAGGAUCAAGUUAUACAAAGACUUAUUGGCGACAUUAGCACCAACGAGGAUAUGUACGCCAAUCUGCAGCAAUCGCAUAUGGAAAAAAUCAGCAAAAUAAUUGAUACCUACAAAAGCCGCAUUGAGUUCUUCACACAGAGCUAUGAGGAAGACAAGCAGGCGGUGCUCAAGGAAUGGGAGCAGGACUUUGCUGUCUUCAAAGCCAUGCAUGCGGACCGGCAAGAGGAGCUAGAGUGUGUGUUCUAUCAAGUGGAGGAGACCACCGAACGUGCUAUAAAAGACAACCACGAGCGCUUUCUAGAACGCGUCGAGGACCUAAAGAGUGGUAUGCAGCUGCUUUUGGAGAAGAUCACUAGCAAGGGGGAAGCCAAGCUGGAGGGCUUGUGGCAGGAGUAUCAAUCGGUGUUGGCCGGCUACGUAAAGCACAUCGAGGGCUUCUACGCCGAGUAUGUGGAUCUAAAGGAGCGCGACGAAGAAAAUGCCGCCCAAAUAAGCAGCCAGACUUGUGAGAUUGACAAUUUGCUUGGACAGUUGGCCAACUUGAAAUUGGUCACGGAGGAGUUCGCUGGCAAGCAGGAGCGCGAGAUAGAGCAGAGACAGAGCAUUAAGCAACAAUUAAGCGACCGUUUAAAAGAGUUGCGCGAUUGUGUGGAAAAGGAGCUGGGCACAGAGAGAAAACGCUUCAAGGAAAUGUCAGUGGAAAGCUACAAUGCCAUCGAGACGCUCAAGGACAUCGUGUCCAAGGGCGAAACCAUUCUGCAACUGGCUGGUGUUUGCGGCAAAAUGGAAACGCAGCGGGAAAAGAUGUUUCUACUGCCACAAUUAACACGCGAAAUUAUUGAGAUUCGUGAGGUUAAUGAUGGAGCAGCCACUCCCGAUCCUUUAAAGAGCGAAGUGGAACUUCUUCCCAAAAUGGAAACCUUUUGGCGACGUGUCAAUAAUGUGGCCGUGGAUGUGGCUUGCCUGAAGCAGCAAAAGAAGAAGCUGGAAGCCACCAAUGCUCGCUUAAAACUGGAGUUGCAGGAGCACCUGGUUAACCUGAACAUAAGCAACGGCUCUAACAGUCACGUCAACGACUAUAUAUCCAAGCGACCGAAAAGCAUGGUGGUGGAUCGCGUCCAGCAACUACAGCUGCGGCCCAAACAGAUAAAGAGCGCCAUGGCUGCGGAUAGACGUGGGAUGGGGCCCCGUUUCCAUGUACGGGCAUGGGAGGCAAAAACUUCUAAGGUUGUACCAAUACCCGAUAUCCUAAAAAGUCAGCCGCAAUUGACCAUAACCACACCUUUGGGCGAGUAUUUAAAGACGCCUCUGAAAAAUUGUGUUGGAUUGUGUCCCUGCCGCGUUCCUGAUGAAAAGCCGCACUGCUAUGCUGGCAUGCACUGUCCUUGGUCCUAUUCAAAUGUCAAUUCGGGAGUGUUGAAACAACCGAAGCCGAGGUUCGAUGGAUAUCUGCACACCCUCCUUCACGAGCACUAUGCCAGUCAGAAGUUUUCAAAGUCUAGACCCCGUUCCCAAGACUUGUACAUACACGUAAAUCGAAAUAACAGAUAUGCCAAGGGAACGGAAGACUGA